GGCAACUUCUCUUGUCCUUUUCACACACAAGUGGGUAAAGAACAAAGCAACCAAAGAACAUAGCCUAGCACAAGUUCAUAUACCACAGACAAUAACAACAACAGAUGCUUGCUUAUGGUUUUGUUUCCAGUGGCAUUCUCCAAUAUUGUCUUCAUGUGAAAGGAACCAUUCCUUACUAUUCCCAAAACAUUGAUGCUAUUGCCCUAUCUGAAAAUGAAACGCACUAUCUAUCUUCAAGUGGGUACCACCAAUCAUUCAAUACAUAUUUCCCUCACAGCUUUUACAUUUCACUUUCUAAGAUCUAACUUUUUCUUACUGUCCAGGUUUCCAAAAAUAUACCCUAAUCUUUCAACACUACUUCAGGUUAAACUUGACACUUUUUUUUUUUAUCUGGGUACAUGUAAAGCUAAUUUUUUUAUGCUCAAGUUGAAUAGAACAUCAAGUUUUCUGCAUCAUUUCGCUGACCAAACUUUAGGGUGAUUGUUACUAGAGUUUGAUAGGAAGUUGCAACCAUGGUUAGAGUUUGGUUUGUGCUGUUGUUGAUGGCUCUCUCCAAUUUGUGGUUCUCUUCUGCUGCGGUUGGCUCGGAUAAUUCGACAGUACCGGAGUUUUUAAAUAUUGGGGUUCUCUACUCUUUCAAUACUAGUGUUGGUAGAAUAGUGAAAAUUGCGGUGGAAACUGCGGUUGGUGAUAUAAAUUCUGAUUCUUCGAUUCUUGGUAAAACUAAGUUGAAGCUCUCAAUGCAAGAAGAUUCAAAAUAUAGAGGCUUUUUGAGCAUUGCUGAAGCGUUGCAGCUCAUGGCGACACACACUGUGGCCAUUAUCGGUCCGCAGACAUCUACGACAGCUCAUGUCAUAUCUCAUAUAGCAAAUGAGCUACAUGUUCCUCUGCUAUCGUUUUCAGCCACAGAUCCUACUCUUUCCUCCCUUCAAUUCCCGUUCUUCAUUAGAACUGCUUUCAAUGACAUUUUUCAAAUGACUGCAAUAGCAGACAUGGUUAGCCACUAUGAUUGGAGGGAGGUUAUCGUAGUAUACGGUGAUGAUGACCAUGGGAGGAACGGAAUUGGUGCAUUAGCGGAUAAGCUUGCUGAGAGACGUUGCAAGAUAUCGUUUAAAGCACCGAUGACUCCUGAUGCAAAGAGGGAGGAGAUUACUGACAUGCUUGUUCAGGUGGCUUUGGCAGAAUCUCGGGUUAUAGUUCUUCAUACAAGUACUACUUGGGGUCCAAAAGUGUUGAGUGUUGCUAAGUCUCUUGGAAUGAUGCAAAAUGGUUAUGUUUGGAUUGCUACUACUUUUCUCACGUCUUAUAUCGACAUAGAUAGUCCACUCUCUUCUGAAGAAAUGGAUAACAUUCAAGGAGUUAUUACACUAAGAAUGCAUAUACCCGAUUCAAAGCUCAAAAGAUCGUUUGUUUCUAGGUGGACAAAUUUGACCAGAGGAAAGGAGGGAAAUGGUCCUCUUGGUUUGAGUACUUAUGGUAUCUUUGCGUAUGAUACUGUUUACGUGCUUGCUCGCGCCCUUGAUACAUUUUUGAAACAAGGGAACCAAAUUACAUUUUCGCAUGAUCCGAAGAUAUCUGAGCUACGUGGAGACAGCUUGCAUCUAGAUGCUGUGAAAAUCUUCAAUGAAGGAAAUCUGUUGUGUAAAAAUAUUUAUGCGGUUAACAUGACUGGUGUAACGGGUCCAUUCAGGUAUACUCCUGACGGAAACCUUGCAAAUCCAGCAUAUGAGAUCAUCAAUGUGAUCGGAACAGGGACUCGCAGGAUCGGUUAUUGGUCUAAUUACUCCGGAUUAUCAGUUGUUCCUCCAGAAACACUUUAUUCAAAACCACCUAACCGUUCCUAUGAAAAUCAAAAGCUACUCACCGUGUUUUGGCCGGGGGAAACAACCCAAACACCUCGCGGUUGGGUUUUUCCAAGCAAUGGAAAGCUGUUGAGAAUCGGAGUACCGAAAAGGGUUAGUUACCGCGAAUUUGUUUCUCAGGUACAAUCGACUGACAUGUUCAAGGGAUUCUGCAUUGAUGUGUUUCUUUCUGCAGUAAACUUGUUACCCUAUGCUGUCCCCUAUAAGUUUGUUCCGUACGGUGACGGUCUAAGCAAUCCUAGUAACACUGAGCUUGUGCGUCUGAUCACCGCCGGCGUUUUUGAUGCUGCAGUAGGAGACAUUACAAUUACAACAGAGAGAACAAAGAUGGUGGAUUUUACUCAGCCGUAUACCGAGUCUGGUCUAGUGGUCGUAGCAUCGGUUAAGAAGACAGAUUCCAAUGCUUGGGCAUUUUUGACACCAUUUACACCAAUGAUGUGGACUGUAACAGCUAUCUUUUUCUUACUAGUUGGCGCAGUUGUCUGGAUUCUAGAACAUAGACUGAAUGAUGAUUUUAGGGGACCUCCUAAAAAACAAGUAGCCACAAUUUUGUGGUUUACUUUUUCAACUAUGUUCUUCGCUCACAGGGAAAACACAGUGAGCACUCUUGGUCGUUUUGUGCUGCUUAUAUGGCUAUUUGUAGUUCUAAUAAUUAACUCGAGUUACACGGCAAGCCUGACUUCGAUUCUCACAGUGCAACAACUUUCUUCACCUAUUAAAGGCAUUGAAAGUUUAGUAAAUAUGAAAGAGCCUAUUGGUUACUUGCAGGGCUCUUUUGCCCGGUCCUAUUUGAUUGACGAAAUCGGUAUUCAUGAAUCCAGACUAGUUCCUCUAAAAACACCUGAAGAAACUGCGAAAGCGCUGGAGAAAGGUCCCCAAAACGGCGGUGUCGCUGCGUACAUUAACGAGCGAGCUUACAUAGAGCUCUUCCUUUCAAGCCGGUGUGAUUUUACUAUUGUAGGUCAAGAGUUUACCAAAAAUGGUUGGGGAUUUGCCUUUCCACCAGACUCGCCAUUAGCAGUUGACCUCUCAACUGCCAUUUUGGAGUUGGCAGAAAAUGGAGAUUUACAAAGGAUCCAUGACAAAUGGCUUUUGAGCAGUGCUUGUCGAUUACAAGGUGCGAAGCUCGGAGUGGACAGACUCAAUCUCAAAAGCUUUUGGGGACUUUACUUGGUCUGUGGUUUGGCAUGUUUUCUUGCUCUCCUGAUAUAUCUUAUUCAAACCUUGAGGCAGUACAAGAAGCACAGUCCAGAUGAACUUGAGUCUACUGGCCAAGGUUCGGGAUCUUCACGUUUGCGGACUUUUCUUUCAUUUGUAGAUGAAAAAGAAGAGAUAGUUAAGAGCCGCUCCAAGAGAAGGCAAAUGGAAAGGAUAUCAUAUAGAAGCACAAGUGAAGUUGGAUCAAGCAUAGUCUCCAAUAAAGAUUUUUCUCAGCCAUCCUCAAACAGAAUUGAGUCUGAAGUAUGACCAACUGAUGGCAUUUCUUGAACACUAAUGACUUUGGAACCCCUGCAGUCAAAUCUACAAGAACUAUAGUAACUGCUGGAUUCCUACUGCAUUUCUUUUACCUUUUCAGUAAAUAUAUUUGUAGGAUAUAUCAACUUGUGUCUGACUGUAGUGUAAUGUAGGGGUGUAGAAAGAAAAUCAAAAUGAUUGCUCAA
Molecule: messenger RNA, 3523 nt
Organism: Vicia villosa (hairy vetch)
Lineage: Eukaryota; Viridiplantae; Streptophyta; Magnoliopsida; Fabales; Fabaceae
Product: glutamate receptor 3.6-like
Exons: 7
Coding region: 513-3329 (938 amino acids)
Biological process (GO): G protein-coupled receptor signaling pathway
Cellular component (GO): plasma membrane
Molecular function (GO): G protein-coupled receptor activity; glutamate-gated receptor activity
Source: RefSeq, a predicted model, not a curated record